UUCAGUUCUGUUGGUUCGGUCGGUCAUUUUUUAUUAAACGAACGUUAUCGGAUACUCGAAACAAUUAAAGCGACAUUGAUAAGAAUUAUUCUUCGGUACAUAACACUAAAUUUUAAUGAAUAUUCCAAAAUCAAUUGAACAGUAGCUGCCUGCCAAUAGUCAAAGUUUAAUAAGUAAAUUGUGAUUUGAAUUGGUUUGGUUCGAGUCAUUUAAACAAUUUAGUUCACGGUCGAGUCUUAAGUUAAACAAAAGUUGGGCAUUCAAAGUGUCAUUAAUAGUGAAAGUGAGAUUUAAUUAUAACGGUUAUAUUUGCCGUCAGUAAACAAAACACAUUUGGGUGUAAUUGAAAAAAUAAAAAUAAACAAACAAAAUAUUUAAUUAUUGAAGCAGCGAAAAAUGGCUAUUAAAACGGUGGCACCCACUAAGCAGCAGGUGGAUGAGCUGCGUAACAUGUUCAUAGAAAAAUAUGAAAAAAAUCCUCCGGCAGCUCCUUUUCAUGCCGUCGACAUAGAUCGCGUUCGCAAUGACGAUGUAUGGUGUACACGUUUCCUGGAAAUGUACGAUCACGAUAUGAAGGUAUCAUUUGAUAAACUCUGGAGCACCUGUAUAUGGCGUCAACAGUAUGGAGCCAACGAUUUAAAUGAAUCCAACGUAAGAAUGGACUAUUUAACUGAUGGCGUGAUAUUUCAACACAACAAAGAUAUCGAUGGAAAACCUCUGCUGAUCUUCAAAACAAAAUUACACGUUAAAGGUGCUAAAAAUAUGGAUGAUGUACUCAAGGUGUUGGUCUACUGGAUUGAACGUAUGCAUCGUGAGACUAAUAUGGACAAGUGUACCAUAUUUUUCGAUAUGGAUGGUACGGGUUUAUCAAAUAUGGAUUUGGAGUUUAUAAAAAUGAUUAUUGAAACGUUUAAGAUGUAUUAUCCAAAUGCUUUGAAUUAUAUUAUAGUGUUUGAGAUGGCUUGGGUAUUGAAUGCUGCUUUUAAAAUUGUAAAAGCCUUGUUACCCGAAAAAGCUGUGGAAAUUCUAAAAGUGAUUAAGAAAAAAGAUAUUAAUCAAUAUAUUGAUAAGGAUAACUGUUUGGCCUCCUGGGGUGGCAAUGAUGAUUAUCAGUUUUCUUUUGUGCCCGAAAAGAGAAUAGCUGCUGCUCCUGCAAAUGGAAAAUUGCCCAAUGGUAGCGCACCUGCUGUAAAUGAUGACUUAAAUAAUAAUAUCAAUGAUAAAAAGGUCCAUUUUGCCAAAAGCAGUCUACACCAGACGCCAGCUGCAGAACAACAACAAACACAAAUGCACGAUAUACCAGAUCAUUUUACACCACAAGAUCACGACAUGAUGCGAGUUUCACCACAAGAUUUCUUGAAAUUUACACGCGGUGAUGCUAAAGAAAGUAUACUGGAACUAACAAGCACAAGUCUGUAUCCAGUUACAUACAAGAUACAAACAACAUCACCCGAAAAAUUUCGUGUUCGUCCCCGUAUUGGUAUUUUAAAUCCGGGUGAAACUGUGGCCGUUAAUAUUUUAUUAAAACCCGAACACAAUCUUUCCGACAAUGCUAAAGAUAAAUUUUUGAUCAUGUGUUUACCAGCCGUCGACGUACAAACCAAUCAAAAUGCUGAUUUCUGGAAGAAAUUGGAUAAUAAUGCGCCCAAUGUGGAACAACACAGAUUAUGCUGUAUUUACAGAGACAGCGAAAGUGGUCAAAGUGCGACAAUGAUAAGCAAUGGUUAUAGUGCCAGCUCUGGUGAUAAGAAAUUGGAAAGUUCAACUAAGCUGUCCGAAGAAACACGACGUUUGGAGAAACAACUUAGGAACACACAAAUCUUACAACUAGCCACCCUAAUAAUUGUCAUCAUACUGUCGGCGGCUGUUAUUUAUCUGCUAAAAUUACAAUUGUGCAACGAUGAUGGUUGCUUGAACAAGGAGGAGGCAGCAAACAAUGUUGACUUUGGCUCAUGUGCCAAAGGCAAAGCAGAUCUAUAA
Calliphora vicina (urban bluebottle blowfly) is the source of this 1980-nucleotide messenger RNA. Its product is annotated as motile sperm domain-containing protein 2-like. The record is from RefSeq and is a predicted model, not a curated record. The coding region runs from base 397 to 1980 and encodes 527 amino acids. Gene Ontology annotation, cellular component: endoplasmic reticulum-endosome membrane contact site; endomembrane system. The transcript has 7 exons. Lineage: Eukaryota; Metazoa; Arthropoda; Insecta; Diptera; Calliphoridae.